AUGGUGGCAUUCAGGGGCGCGGACUUUGUGUCUGGAGUGUGCUCCUUCUCUGCCCCAGGUGCCGAGGCCAGGCGGGAGCUGUGCUUUGAACAGGCUGUGAUCUUUAUCGAAGACGCGAUCCAGUAUCGCUCCAUUAACCACCGCAUGGACACCAGGUCGAUGUGGCUCUACCGAUGGUAUUACUCGGACGCUUGCCAGUGGAUUUUGGGCUUCAUCAUUUUCUUGAUCCUGUUUUUGGCUUUUAUUGAGACCCCUUCCUCGUUCACCAGCACCUCAGACGUCCGCUACCGCUCGAAGCCCUGGAACCCGCCCUGCGGCCUGACGGAGAGCGUCGAGGUCCUCUGCCUGCUGGGCUUCGCGACCGACCUCUCUGUGAAGAGCUACCUGGUUGGGUGGCCCCAGUUCCGGAAGAGCCUGUGGCUGCUGGCCUACCUGGUGGUGCUGGUCGUGUCUUUCGUGGACUGGAUGGUGUCGCUGAGUCUCGUCUGCCAGGAGCCCCUGCGGCUGCGCCGGCUCCUGCGGCCCUUCUUCCUGCUGCAGAACUCCUCCAUGAUGAAGAAGAUGCUCAAGUGCAUCCGGUGGUCGCUGCCGGAAAUGGCCAGCGUGGUGCUGCUGCUGGCGCUGCACCUGUGCGUCUUCACCAUGCUCGGGAUGCUGCUCUUCACCGGCAACAAGCAGGGCGAUGGGCAGGACAGGGAGAGGCUGAUCUACUUCCGCGACCUGGCGGAGUCCCUGACCUCGCUCCUGGUGCUGCUGACCACGGCCAACAACCCUGACGUCAUGGUUCCUGCGUAUUCCAAGAACCGGGCCUUUGCCCUCUUCUUCAUAGUUUUCACCCUGAUCGGAAGCUUGUUUUUGAUGAACCUGCUGACGGCCAUCAUCUAUAAUCAGUUCCGGGGCUACCUGCUGAAAUCUGUCCAGGCCUCACUGUUCCGGAAGCGGCUGGGGACCCGGGCUGCCUACGAGGUCCUCUCCUGGAUGGCGGACAGAGAAGCCCGCCCUCAGGGAGUUGGGGUGAGGGCCCAGGACCUCCUGCAGGUGCUUCAGAAAGUCCAGGUGGACAGCACCCACAAGCAGGCCAUCAUGGAGAAGGUGCGCUCCCAUGGUGAUGGCCUGCUGUCAGCUGACGAGUUUCAGAAGCUGUUCAACGAGCUUGACAAAAGUCUGAUGAAGGAGCACCCGCCACGGCCCGAGUACCAGUCCCCGUUCCUGCGGGUCGCGCAGUUCCUGUUCGGCCACCGCUACUUUGACUACCUGGGGAACGUCAUCGUCCUUGCGAACCUCGUGUCCAUUUGUGUGUUCCUGGUGCAUGACGCAGGUGUCCCGCCCCAAGACCGUGACGACUUCAUGCUGGGGAUUCUCAACUGCGUCUUCAUCCUGUACUACCUGGCGGAGAUGCUGCUCAAGGUGUUCGCGCUGGGGCUGUCCGGGUAUCUGUCCUACCCCAGCAACGUGUUCGACGGCCUCCUCACCGCCAUCCUGCUGGUUUUGGAGAUCUCAACUCUGGCUGUGUACCGAUUCCCACACCCAGGCUGGAAGCCGGAGCUGCGGGGCCUGCUGUCGCUGUGGGACAUGGUUCGCCUGGUGAACAUGCUCAUCGUGUUCCGGUUCCUGCGCAUCAUCCCCAGCAUGAAGCUGAUGGCCGUGGUGGCCAGCACCAUCCUGGGCCUGAUCAAAAACAUGCGGGCUUUCGGCGGGAUCCUGGUGGUGGUGUACUACGUCUUUGCCAUCGUUGGCAUCAACCUGUUCCGGGGUGCCAUUGUGCCUCCUCCUGGAAACAUCAGCCUGGCCCCUAACGGCUCGGCGCCCUGCGGCAGCUACGAGCAGCUGGAGUACUGGGCCAACAACUUCGAUGACUUUGCGGCUGCCCUGGUCACGCUGUGGAACGUGAUGGUCGUGAACAACUGGCAGGUGUUCCUGGACGCCUAUCAGCGCUACUCGGGCCCGUGGUCCAAGAUCUACUUUGUGUUGUGGUGGCUGGUGUCGUCUGUCAUCUGGAUCAACCUGUUUCUGGCUCUCAUUCUGGAGAACUUCCUCCACAAGUGGGACCGCCGAGGCGAACUGCAGUCCCGCUCCGGGGACCAGAUCACCGCAGUGGACCUGUUGUUCAGGGAGGUCCUGGAGGAGCCGACGGAGGAGGAGCUGAUGGCCAAGCUGCGGCAUCACCCCCACCUGCAGCUGUGCAGGUGACGUCCCGUGUGCCUCCCUGGCUGGCGGAUGGCGAUGUGGCCUGGGGACCAACGUGGGUCCUGGGGAGAGGCAGCUGCGGCCCGAAGGAGAGACAGAGCCACUCCGCCCCUGAGGCCGUGACAGAACCGACAGAGCCGAGGCCCUGUGCACUGCCUAGCGGAACAUGGCAGCUUCUGUCUGCAGCAUCGCAGCACGGCUGGCGCUUUGGCAGCGUCCACGCCACGCUCUUACGUGAGCUGCUUUUACUUGUCUCAGUGCGGGAAGAGGGUGACUCCACAGGGACCUUUGAGACGGUCUGAAAGCAAGAAGCAGGCCUCCUCGUGGCCCUGCGGUUUCCGUGGUGCCUUUGCUGCCUGCGGCCUUCAGGGACCAGAGGCCCCGUGGGGCCUGCACAGGCCGCCGGCAGCUUCCCGGGCCAGUAAGUGUGGAUCCUGGUGGCUUCGCACGAAGUGGGCCGUGGCUGUUUUAUUACUGUAUGAAUUGUGUGAAUGUGAUUGGGUGUUUCCUUACGGGUCAGGAUGCCAAUAUCAAUGAGUUUUGCAAAGAA
Messenger RNA from Myotis brandtii (Brandt's bat), 2737 nucleotides. RefSeq names its product two pore segment channel 2 (gene TPCN2). Gene Ontology annotation, cellular component: lysosomal membrane. Gene Ontology annotation, molecular function: monoatomic ion channel activity; voltage-gated channel activity. Gene Ontology annotation, biological process: monoatomic ion transport; transmembrane transport. Lineage: Eukaryota; Metazoa; Chordata; Mammalia; Chiroptera; Vespertilionidae. The coding region runs from base 1 to 2190 and encodes 729 amino acids. The transcript has 25 exons. The record is from RefSeq and is a predicted model, not a curated record.